UCUAUUCCAUAGUGGGGAAAAGGGAUGAACUUUGUCUCUGCAUUUCGCCUUGGGAGAAAGCGACAAGACCCCACCAACUUCCGUCCACUCAAAGUUGUCUGUCAGAAUGAAGAAGGGCACCGCCGUAUCCUCGGACGGACCUCCCGUCUCAAGGGAGAAAAAUUCUGUUCUUAAAGAGCUCUCCUCAGAAGAUCGAACCAAAAUGAGGAACACAGUUAACGAACUACGAAAGAGUAGAACAAAUGGCGAGACCAACUUGCACAUAGUGGAUUUUCAGGUAGUGCAGAAAGUACAGAGGUCCCGCCGGAAGCCAGUUUAUCCUCCCCGGGACUUAAAAACAAGGACGAAGGAUGGACUACAGGUGAUCAUCAUCAUCAUCGUCAUCAUACACGUUAGCUGGAGGUGAUGAUUGCAAACGUUCGCAGCCUCCGGAACAAAUUGGACGAGGUACACGCUCUUACCUCAAAGUUGCUUCCUGACCUGUUGGCCUUCACUGAGUCCUGAAUCAUCAGAUAUCUCCAACCCUGAGACCUACAUUUCAGGAUACCAACUUUU
Dicrocoelium dendriticum is the source of this 555-nucleotide messenger RNA. The record is from the annotation of a GenBank genome assembly. NCBI's taxonomy places the organism in Eukaryota, Metazoa, Platyhelminthes, Trematoda, Plagiorchiida, Dicrocoeliidae.